This is a messenger RNA of Plasmodium yoelii, 792 nucleotides long. RefSeq names its product fam-a protein. NCBI's taxonomy places the organism in Eukaryota, Apicomplexa, Aconoidasida, Haemosporida, Plasmodiidae. The record is from RefSeq and is a predicted model, not a curated record. The coding region runs from base 1 to 792 and encodes 263 amino acids. The transcript has 6 exons.
AUGAUUAAAUUUUAUAUUAAAAUUUUUUUUUUUCUUUUAAUCACCUCCCUAUAUGUGAAUAAUAAAACCUUUGCGGCUGAGCUUGUUCCAAAAAAUAAAAAAUCCAAAUCAAAAAAAUGCGAUAACUCAGAAGAAAUAUAUAAAAAAAACAAGCACCUAUUAUAUGCCGAUCCCAAAGAAACUGAAAGUGCGUACAAAGUUAUGGAAGAAGCUUUAAUGAAAUUAGAAGAGCAUGCUGCAAAUAAAGAUGGUUAUGGAUUCUAUAAUGGAUAUUAUACUGACGAUAUGUUUUUUGAUAGCGGAAGACAAAAAGAUCGUACAAGUAUUGAAAAAAAUCAAUAUAUAAUUUAUAAUCCGAAUAAGUAUAAUAACAUAAUAAACAAGUAUUGGGAUCCCGAGUAUGCCCAUAUCUUCAGUACUGACUUUGUUAAAAGAAAAAUUGCCCGUGUGUACACUCCAAAUUUAGUAAUAAUACAACAACGUUCCAGAAAAUGGCCAUGGUCUCGUGAAAAAUAUUUUUAUGCUUUAGCUGCAAAAUUUGAAAUAUCAGAAAAUAAAACUGCAAUUGUCAUGACUUCAGCAAAUAUAAUUGAUCACAACCGUCAAAAUAAAAAAUAUUUUGAAAACAAAAUAGUAGAAAGUGCAAAUUUAUUCCAAACUGAAAUUGAUUCUGAAGAUGAUAUUAGAAGUGGAAAAUUAAAAAAAAUGUUUGUUAACUUAAGUGGAUACAUUGUUGAAAGAAUAAACAAAUGUGUUUUUAUCACCUAUAUCGAAUAUAUAACCGGUUUAUGA